AUGGCCUUCUUCAUUUUCCUACUCCUCAUUUCUUCCCAACUUGUUCUCAUCGAUGCUUGUCAUCGACGAGAAAGAGAAGCAUUGAUGAGCUUCAAAUCAAACAUGGCAGACCCUUCGAAUCGUUUGUCUUCAUGGAAAGGCCGAAACUGCUGCAGCUGGUACGGAAUCAACUGUUCCGACACGUUGCAUGUGACGGUCAUCGACCUCAGGAAUCCCGAACCAAACAACCUUAUUCUGGACAUGAAUUCCCAACCUCUUUCAACAUCUAGUGUCCCAUCUACUGCUCUUGUUGGUACCAUCUCCCCUUCACUUUUCUCCCUUACUCAUCUCACAUACCUUGACCUCAGUUUCAACAACUUCAGCUUCUCAAAGGUUCCUUUAGGAUUCUCAAACCUCAGUGCACUCACUUAUCUGAAUCUAUCGAAUGUUAUGUUCGAGGACUCGAUUACAACUCAGUUUUCCAACCUUACUUCCCUUGUUGAACUCGAUCUUUCGUGUGCUUCGGUCGUUGUGGACUACUCAUCUGCUUACCCAUCUUUGUCAUCUACCGUGACAGUUCAUUUAGGUUCUCUAUAUGCAUACAUCGAUCGGGGACGUUUGUAUGCAUCGGAUUUGAAAUGGUUACAGGGGCUGAAAAAUCUCAGAAAACUUCAACUCAGUGGUGUUGAUCUAUCUCAGGUGUCUCCAUCAGUUCUAUGGGCUAAACCGAUAUCGAAUCUUACCAGGCUGAGGUUGCUUGACCUAUCAAACUGUCGAAUCUCUGGGGAGAUUCCGGUUGAACAGCUUCUCUUCCUUACCAGACUAUCUAAAUUGUACAUGAGCUUCAACUUUCUCGCCACGAAAAUACCGACUAAGUUGGCCAAUCUCACCUAUCUGAGGGUUCUUGACCUCACCAGAUCAAACCUGCAAGGCCAUAUCCCCUACCUUCCUCAAUUAAAGAUACUUUAUUUGGGAAACAACUCAGACCUUACCGUCGAUCUCCAUUCUAUGUUUGCGGUUCCCUGGCCCAGAUUAGAAUCGAUUGACAUAUCUUCUACCCAUGUUAUUGGAUCCAUCCCACCCACCAUUGGCAACACCACCUCAUUAGUUGAAUUCGUAGCGUACAAUAGUUUCAUUCAGGGUCAGAUACCUACCCCCAUGAUGAACCUUUCGAGGUUGGAAUACUUGUCGCUAGACAUGAACUACAUGAGUGGUGAGAUUUCAUCUUCAAUAUCCAAUUUAAAAAGCCUGCAAUUUUUAUCUUUGAUGCAGAACUCUUUUCAUGGACCGAUACCAGAAACGAUUUGUACCAUUUCAUCUCUGUGGUAUCUAGCUUUAGCAAUCAACUCUUUUACCGGAAACUUACCGGAUUGCUUAGGCCAGCUCCGUGAUCUCAGCUACCUUGUUGUAAACUCCAACAACAUGAAUGGAUCGAUCCCUUCAUUGUCAUCAUUCUUCCGAAACUCGACUCCGUACAUGCUCUAUCUCAGUUACAGUGGACUAACUGUGAAAGUAGACCAACAACCCUUUCCACCAACAUUUCAGCCACAACUCUUGUCCCUAGAUUCAUGUAAUAUAGGAGGUGAAAUCCCAGAAUUCAUAUCAAAUCUGACCAAACUAGAAUCAUUAAGUUUGUCCAAUAAUGGCCUAUCAGGAACAAUUCCUUCUUGGUUGUUCAAUCUUCCCAAUUUGGGUUACUUAGAUCUUUCUUUCAACACACUCCAAGGAGUCAUCCCACCUAACAUUAAGCUAAAGUCAUCUUUCAUGCAGACAACACUUAGAUUAAGAAGAAAUCUGCUUCAAGGAUCGAUCCCUCGAUGGCUCAGGAACAUACAAAUCUUGGAUUUGUCAGAAAAUAAUUUCACAGGCAGCAUUCCUUCAGAGGUUGGACAGGGCAACAUUAGGUACUUGAAACUCUCUGAUAAUAGAAUUUCGGGUCGGAUCCCAUUCUCUCUAUGUCAAGAAAACAAUGAGCUUAUGCUGCUUGAUCUUUCUAACAACAACUUGUUCGGAACAGUUCCGACCAGCUUCGGAAAUUGCAGAUCGUUAGUGUACCUUAACCUUGGCUCGAACAACCUUACUGGUGGUAUUCCGGGGGAACUUCAACAAGCCAGAGGAUUGAGAUUUUUAGAUAUUAGUGGGAACCAAUUUGAUGGUCUUUUCCCUUCUGUUGUUCAUAAAUUUGAGAAAAUAAUGGUUAUCAACAUGGGAAACAACAAAUUCAGUGGAGAGAUCCCUCAAUUCAUUGGAGACCUCGAAGACCUUCGACUUCUUGAGUUGGAAUACAACUUUUUCAAUGGUUCAAUCCCGGAAGAGAUAUUUGGUCUAGAAAAUCUACAGUUCAUUGGCUUUUCAAACAAUCAACUGUCUGGUCCAAUCCCUGAUAAGUUAUCCGGAUUAAAGACGAUCAUAAACCGACCGAAAGACGGAGAUCUUCUCGGGUUUAUCGUCUCUAAAGGAUACAUUGGUGUUAAAGUGGAUAUGGUGGCUAAGGGAUUGUUACUACAAUUCAAUGUGGUUCGAACAUACCAUAAUGGAAUGGAUCUUUCAUGCAACAAUCUGACCGGAAACAUUCCUUCAGAAUUAGGCAUCCUGAAAGGGCUCUAUGCACUUAAUCUCUCCCAUAAUGGUCUCUCUGGUAACAUCCCUUCUACUAUAGGAAACAUGAGUCUCCUUGAAUCUCUGGACCUUGGUUACAACAAUCUAAGUGGAGAAAUCCCUAGUUCAUUGACUCGGCUGGAUUCGAUUACGACAUUAAACUUGGCGUACAACAAUUUAAGUGGGAAAAUCUCGACGAGUCCACACUUUGAUACGUUGAGUAGAGAUGGAUUAGCAUACAUUGGCAACAGAUUCUUGUGUGGAGCUCCUGAUGGCAUCGACUGUGACGACGACGACGAUUUCCCAACGUCGGAAUCAUCCGAUGGUAGUGAAAAUCAAUCCGGAGAGUGGAGAAUACUGCUUGCUGUUGUGUUUGCAGGGUAUGUCACUGGCUUCUGGGGGCUUUUCGGGGUUGUUUACUUGGUGAAUAAGAGAUGGAGGGAGGCUUACUGGGAAAUUGUAGAUCGAAUCGUAGCUGAAAUCACCAGAUGCAGUAAAAGCAGACUAUCUUUUAUCUCGGACUUGUUGAAUCGGGAUUGA
This is a messenger RNA of Hibiscus syriacus, 3117 nucleotides long. RefSeq names its product receptor-like protein 8. The record is from RefSeq and is a predicted model, not a curated record. Gene Ontology annotation, cellular component: plasma membrane. Bases 1 to 3117 code for a protein of 1038 amino acids. Gene Ontology annotation, molecular function: protein binding. The transcript has a single exon. NCBI's taxonomy places the organism in Eukaryota, Viridiplantae, Streptophyta, Magnoliopsida, Malvales, Malvaceae.